AUGCCCCGCCAACCAUCGUCUCCAACACGCUCCAGAUUCAUCUCGAGCGCAUCACCCACCAAAGUCGACUCUGCCAUUCCCGAGCAAUCCACUUCCACCUAUGCACUCGAUCCUUCGCUCGUGCCCUACACCGCCUCCCACUUCUCAGGCUCGAGCGUGAGCGACAGCAUCACGCGCGCCUACUACGUCGACGUCGUCCUCGGUCAAGCUUCUUCGAGCUCACACUCUGGCGUUCCACUCUCCUUUUCGUCCGCAAACCUUGCAAAGCCAAGCGACGCUGCCGCAUUCACCGCUUGGCUAGGCGAGUUGGUCCACGACCACGAUGCCGAUCCAUUGGCAGGAUCCAGCUUGCCUGACGAGCACAGCUCGGUGCCAAAGUCCGCUAGCGGCUCCAGUAUCAACGCUGUCUCUUCUUCCUCCCCCGCACCACCAGCCGCUUCCACAGCACCAUCCAGCGCCAAGUCCUCCAAGGUCGACUCGGCUCGCCUCUUUGCCCGCGUCCAAGAGCUCAUCGACACAGAAAGGAGCUACGUCAACCGCAUCGACGUCCUCCAUCAAAAGUAUGCCAUCCCCCUCCGCACCCUCGCAAAGGAUCGCGACACCGCCAUCAUCCCUCUCUACGAAGCACAGCGCCUCUUUGGCAACAUCGGCGAGAUCGCAGGCGCAAAUCGUGCCUUCCUCAACGAUCUCGAGCGUCUGGCGUCCCAGGGCCAAGACUCGCUCCGCGCAGGCCUCGGCGACGUCCUCUACAACCACAUGUCCUGCUUCUCCUGCUACACAGAGUACUUUGCCAACUUUGAAAAGGCAAAGCACAUCGAGCAGACGCUCGCAAAGCACCGCGCCUUUUGCGACUUCGCCGAUCGAACAAAGUACUCGGUCACCGGUAUCGGCAACACUGGCAUCCGCGACCUGCUCAUGGAGCCCAUCCAGCGCAUCCCCCGCUACAAGCUGCUCAUCGACGCCAUCCUCACCCACGUAGACGCUCGCGAUCCGCUCCGCAGCCGCCUCCACCAGGCCAUCACCCUCGUCAGCCGCAUCGCCAGCUGCGAGGCGGACGAAAAGACGCAGAGAGCCGCCAUCCUCUGGAGCUUCAGCCGAAACGUAGAAUCCUUCCCUGCCGAGCUCAUCAGUGCCCAUCGCCGCUUCAUCGACUGCAUCGACGUAGACGACUUUCCCCUCGAUCCUUCGGCAGCUUCCUCCGGCAUCAUCGCCCCCUUUUCCGGUCUCAAGCCCAUACACUGCUCCCUCUUCCUCUUCGACGAUCGCAUCGCCGUCGUAAAACGCUCCAGCGCUUCCACAUGCGGUCGCAAGCGCAUCGGCCUCGACGACAUCGGCAAACUCGCCUCCCAGAUGAAGACGUUCACAGAGAGAAGCUCGCAUGCUCCUCUGCUCGCACAGUCCAAGCGGCCCGAGCUCGCCUUCCGCGGAUCCAUCAGCCUCGCAGACAUUGACGCACAGGAUCUAGGAGGCUCCGAUUUCCAGCUCGCUUUCCUCCGCACGCCCAGUCACGUCACGGGCGACAAGUGGGUCAAUCGCCCCCUGCGCCAAUACGUCGCCGUCGACGCUUCCUCCGCAACCCCAUUGACGCUUGCCUCUCGCGCUCAGAUGGGCUCCUCUACCCUCGACGCCGACGUCGCGGCAAAGCUCGAAAAGAUGCGCUUCCUCGACAACGUCUGGAGGGCAAAAGCCCUCUACAAAGCACGUCAAAGCCGCUGCGAGACGCGCUGCAGGAUCGUACCUGCUUCAAGGCGAACGAUGAGCGACGACGCCAUGGUUGGACCCCCACGCCCCGUCGCCGACCCUUCGGACGUCAGAAAGGUCAUCUACUUCCACUUGCACUCCACAGCCACCUUCGAGCACGAGCACAGCCGCUCCCCCUUGGCCCUAUCUCUCGAUGCUCCCACUGCGCUCGGAACUUCCGAGUCUGCGCUUCCUCAUGCCAUUCUCGAUAUCAUCGAGGUGGAUGAGAUGGAAGAAGAUUUCGUGGGUCAGGUUCGCACCAAGGGAGCUGAUCUGACCCAAGUCUCGGGCGAGCCAUAUCGUCUCGCUUCAGCCGAUCUCGGCGAUCAUGCGGUGCAACUUUCAGACGAAGUCGAGAAGCGCUAUGGAAGCCUCGUCCAAGCUCUCGCACAGAGCCAGCCGGGCACGCCCUCCGGAUCUGGCUUCCGCCACCGAGCCAAAGCAGCCGCUGGGCUCGAGAAUUUCGGUCGCUCGCUCCUCUUCGGUUCCAGCGGUGCCAAUUCGAGCAUCUCGAGUGCUGGCAUCUCGAAUCUCGACGUAUUUGGCUCUCCGACCCGUCGCAGCAACAGCAACGCGUCCAAGAGCACCUUUAGCAGCAAUGCAGCCUCCGUCAGCAGUCGCGGCAUGACCCACUCCACCGCCGGUACCAGCAUCAGCAGCCGCAGCGGAGCAUUCGAAGCCCUCUCCCGCGGAAACGCCGAUUCGCCUCGCUCAUUCCGAAGAUUCGGACGACGCAGAUCGUCUUCUGCCGGCCCGCCCUCGAGUGUCGCGAGUCGCUGCGAUGCCGACAGCGCCGAAGAGGACGAUGCGCAUCUCCAACGCCGGGCCAGGGCUGCUACGCCCGACCCUGUGUCGCUUCUGGCUGGAUCCAGCCUGGCAUCUCCACGCAAAUUGGGCGGAGCGAAUGCUGCAGGAGGUCGCACAAUGGGGGCUCAUGCGAGAGCUCGGACCGAAAGCGCCGCGGCCACACCCAACUGGUCGCCUUCCAAAGCACAGCCGCCGUACCAGCAACGCCAGAGGGCAGAGUCGGUCGAACUCUCUAGGACACCGAGCUCCGCAAGUCGGAAGCCUACGGGUCCCAGAGAGCAGACCAGCCCGAGUCCUGCGCCGAGACCGCAUUCGCGCAUCGAGCCGCCCUCGCCUUCCUGGCUCUUCAGCGGCCCGACAACGCCGCUCAACAUCCGUCGCAAGCCUCCGCCGAGGAUGGGAAGCGCUACCGACGACGAGAACGAUGCCGAGCUGGCGACUCCCGUCCGGGCGCGUCCGGCCUCCAGCAUCGGCGUCUAUGCCGCCGACCGUGCGAGUUCGAACGCCGCCGGUGAUACGAGCGUGACCAAGAGGCGCGUGUCGGGCACCAAGCGGCCGCUGUCGUCGAGCGGGUACGACAGCCUAGCCGCGCAUGCGGACGAGUCGCUGACCAAGCGACCGUCUCUGGGCCGUGAUUAUGACGACCUCGAUGCGAAGCAGGGGCCUGCGCUCCUUCCACGCUCCGCCCCGCUGGCCCGACUCUCGGCGGAGGAGCCUUCGGCGCAGAGGCCGUCCAUCUCCGAAAGCGAGACAUCCACGGAGCGAGGACACGGCGCUGACGGCGCAAAGCCAAUCGCGGAAGCAUCAGCCUCUGGCAAGGCUCCCGUGACUCCCGCGCGCACAUCCUCGACUGCGUCCAAGUCGCAAGAGGCGCGACGCAGGAACGAGGCGGUGGAGCACGGCCUUCGUCUCGUCAAGGAGGAGAUGAACCUGCUCCGGUGCGAUGUCGAGAUCCUGCAGAGCAGCUUGUCUGCCACGGACGGCGAUGCGCGCACGCCGCGGAAGCGACGAGGCGACGACGCGGUUCUCGCCGAGCUCGACGUGAACGCGGCCGCUUCGAUCAGCGCCGAGGUGGAUCACAUCCACGCGCGGCUCAAAAAGCUCGCCUUUUUGCUGUCGAAUGUGGAUGCAAAGUGGAUUUCGGCCAUCCGCAUGCACAACCGCAUCAUGCACGAUCUCACCACGGCCACUUCGGCCCUCGCAGCCGCACAGGCCUCCGAAGCGACUCGAAACGCGACUUCCAGUGGGCCGGACGAGGCUGUGCUCAAGGAGAAGCAGCAGCUUGAAAUCCAGCUUGCGGCACUCAAGCGCAAAUGCGAGCUGCUGACUACACUGGAAGCCGACGGACGGCUGGAGAACACCGAGAUCCACAAGGCGUUCAACGAGGAGCUCGACAUGCUCUACUCGCACACCCAGGCGCCCGAGAACGACGAGCUGGCCACGCUGCGCAACGAGCUCAAGCGCACCAAGCACGACCAGCACGAACUCAUGCUCAGCAACAAACGCCUCAAGCGCGACCUCGCCAUUCAGCAGUCGCAGGCCGAAACUUACCGCCUCGCUCUGCUCAAGCACGGCCUUCUCUGA
This is a messenger RNA of Moesziomyces aphidis, 4131 nucleotides long. Lineage: Eukaryota; Fungi; Basidiomycota; Ustilaginomycetes; Ustilaginales; Ustilaginaceae. The record is from the annotation of a GenBank genome assembly.